CAGAAGUGUCUCUCAGGUGGGGACCUCAGCGGCCGGGUCCCCACCCUGGCGUGACAAGGGAGGACCCGCUCCCUGCAGACCCGAGGACCAGAGGCCCAGCUGGGAGAGGGGUCUCCCCUGCAGGGGCCUGCAGCCAAAGAGGGCGCGCAGCACCUGCACAUCCUGAUGAGGAACGAGGGGGAGAGCCUGCCGCUGAUGGAGGUCAGCCCUGCCGAGACCGACCAGCCGGACUACAUCCUCGUCGCCGACUACCGCACCCAGCGAAACCCCAGGGCAGUCCACAAGCAGUGGAAGUUCCUGGAGGAACUGAAAAGAAAGGGCUUCCAGUACAAGGUGAAGAAGGACCAGGAGAAGGUGUUCUUCGCCAUCAAAGCCGACAACAGGAUCUUCAGCCUGUACCGCACGCUCCUCAUGGAGCCCGAGGAGCCGGCGCCCAAAGUGGAGCCGCCCUGGCCGACGCCCAUCCCAGCCACCACCAGAAUCCGAAUCGUCAACUUCAUCCUGAACAGCAAGACGGCGGCUGGUGACACGUUCGGGGACUUGAUGAAUGACGGGGUCUUCGAGACCAGGUUUCCCUUGCACCAGGGGGAGGAAGAGCUGGAGGUGAAAUGGGCCCGGUGGAGAAACUUGUUCCGCAAGCAGCCCAUUGACGACAUCAGGUACUACUUCGGCGAGAAGGUGGCCCUGUACUUCGCCUGGCUGGGCUGGUACACCUACAUGCUGGUGCCGGCCGCAGUGGUCGGCCUCAUCGUCUUCCUCAGCGGCUUCUCGCUGUUCAAUGCCAGCCAGAUCAGCAAGGAGAUCUGUGAAGCCCACCAAGUCUUCAUGUGCCCGCGCGGCGACUACCGCCGCAGGUACCAGCGCCUCUCGGACACCUGCACCUUUGCUAAGCUCACCCACCUCUUUGACAACGAGGGCACUGUGGUGUUUGCCAUCUUCAUGGCGCUGUGGGCCACAGUGUUCCUGGAGCUCUGGAAGCGGCACCGAGCCCGCGUGGUCCUGCACUGGGACCUGUACGGCUGGGACGAGGAUCAGGAGGAAGUGGCGCUCGAACUCAUUAACUGCCGGGACUACAAGCUGCAGACGCACCAGCACUCCUACUGGAGGAGCACCGUCAUCCUGGUCCUGUCCCUGUUCAUGAUCGGCAUCAUGAUCGGCAUGGCCCACGUCCUGGUGGUCUACCGCGUCCUGGCCUCCGACAUGUUCAGCAACUCCGCCUUGCCCUUCCUGGAGGAUCAGGUGACCACCGCCGUGGUGGUGACUGGGGCCCUGGUGCACUACGUGACCAUCCUCAUCAUGACCAAGAUCAACAAGCGUGUGGCCCUGAAGCUUUGUGACUUUGAGAAGCCCAGGACCUUCUCGGAGAGAGAGAGCAAGUUCACCGUCAAGUUCUUCACCCUGCAGUUCUUUGCGCACUUCUCCUCGCUGGUCUACAUCGCCUUCAUCCUGGGCAGGAUCAACGGUCACCCUGGGAAGUACCUGCGCCUGGCGGGCCUGUGGAAGCUGGAGGAGUGCCACCUCAGCGGCUGCAUGAUGGACCUGUUCGUGCAGAUGGCCGUCAUCAUGGGUCUGAAGCAGACGCUCAGCAACUGCAUGGAGUACCUGGGCCCGUGGCUGACUCUCAAGUAUCGCUCCCUGCGGGGCUGGGAGUCCGAAGACCCCGAGCUGAGGAGCUGGCAGCGCAACUACCGCCUGAACCGGGUGAACACCUUCAGCCUGUUCGACGAGUUCAUGGAGAUGAUGAUCCAGUACGGCUUCACCACCAUCUUCGUGGCCGCCUUCCCGCUCGCCCCGCUGCUCGCCUUCUUCAGCAAUGUCGUGGAGAUCCGCCUGGACGCCAUCAAGAUGGUCCGGCUGCAGCGGCGCCUGGUGCCACGCAAGGCCAAGGACAUCGGGACCUGGCUGCAGGUGCUGGAGACCAUCGGCGUGCUGGCGGUCAUCGCCAACGGGAUGGUCAUCGCCUUCACCUCCGAGUUCAUCCCCCGAGUGGUGUACAAGUACCGCUACGGCCCGUGCCAGCAGGACGCCUCUUCCUCGGUCGACUGCCUCACGGGUUACGUCAACCACAGCCUGUCCGUGUUCCGCACGGCUGACUUCGAGAACCCAGUCGUGACGGAAGGCUCCGAGAACAUCACCGAGUGCAGGUACCGGGACUACCGCAACGCUCAGGACUACAACUUGUCGGAGCAGUUCUGGUUCCUCCUGGCCAUCCGCCUGGUCUUCCUCAUCCUCUUCGAGCACGUGGCCUUGUGCAUCAAGCUCGUGGCCGCCUGGUUCGUGCCUGACGUGCCUCAGUCGGUGAAGAACAAGGUUCUGGAAGAAAAGUACCGGAUGCUCCGGGAGAAGAUGUGGUGUGGGGGGCUGAGGUGGCAGUGCGAGCCCGGCCCGGGGCCUGGAGCCCCCCACAACUGCACUCCUGCUUCCAGCGCCAGUGCCAAGAGCACAGACGUGGCUCAGGCUCGCACAACCCUCACCUGAACUCUGGGGGGCCACCCACACAAUGGGGGGGGGUGCUCCUCACGCCGUCACGACCUCCCAACACAGGAAAACCAGCCUUUCCCGGGCCUCCCUCUGACUUCUGGGCCCGUCCUGCCCCGCCCACAUGCUGGCUGGUCAGAGGGCCCCGACCCUUCCUCUCUGCCCUGCCCCCCACCCAGCAGAACUUUUGAUAAUAAAAUAAAAACCUCUUUGUGUCGA
Messenger RNA from Phyllostomus hastatus (greater spear-nosed bat), 2697 nucleotides. RefSeq names its product anoctamin 9 (gene ANO9). The transcript has 24 exons. Gene Ontology annotation, molecular function: chloride channel activity. The coding region runs from base 166 to 2478 and encodes 770 amino acids. Gene Ontology annotation, cellular component: plasma membrane. Gene Ontology annotation, biological process: chloride transmembrane transport. NCBI's taxonomy places the organism in Eukaryota, Metazoa, Chordata, Mammalia, Chiroptera, Phyllostomidae. The record is from RefSeq and is a predicted model, not a curated record.